Huiozyma naganishii CBS 8797 is the source of this 2634-nucleotide messenger RNA. RefSeq names its product MCM DNA helicase complex subunit MCM2 (gene MCM2). Gene Ontology annotation, biological process: mitotic DNA replication initiation; DNA replication; double-strand break repair via break-induced replication. The transcript has a single exon. Gene Ontology annotation, molecular function: single-stranded DNA binding; 3'-5' DNA helicase activity; single-stranded DNA helicase activity. The record is from RefSeq and is a predicted model, not a curated record. Lineage: Eukaryota; Fungi; Ascomycota; Saccharomycetes; Saccharomycetales; Saccharomycetaceae. The coding region runs from base 1 to 2634 and encodes 877 amino acids. Gene Ontology annotation, cellular component: MCM complex; nucleus.
AUGGUCGAGAACAGGAGGCGCAGACGUAACGCUGAGGAUGACGGGGACCGCGACGGGGACGUGGUGAGUUCUGGGGAGGAGGGUGGCGCGAUGCCGCCGUCUUCGCCUCAACACCGGGCGAACAUGCGGUCAUCGCCCAUUGGGUCUCCAGGGGAGAUGGUAAACCCUGAAGGGGAGGAUGACGAGCUAAGCGACGUGCCGGACAUUGACGAUGCGGAGGAACAGAUGGACGAGGUGGAUCUGGUCGGGGACGACAUGUACCGGGACUAUGCCGUGGAUCCCGAGAAGGACAGGUACGACGCUGGUCAGGUGGAUGAUAGCGAGCAACGGGAGUUGUCCUUGAGCGAGAGGCGGAGAAUUGACUCGCAGUUGAACGAGCGGGACAGGCUUUUGAAAAAUGCGGCGUACAUGGACGACGAUGAGGGGGGGGGUGAGGACGACCGACUUGACGCGAUGGGGUUGCCCGUUCAACGGCGCAGGCGGCGCAGGCAGUACGAGGAUUUGGAACACAGCGACGAGGACCUGCUAAGCGAUCUCGAUAUUGACCCAAUGAUGGAGGAGUUGACGCUCGAGUCGCUGAGCAACGUCAAAGCCAACAGUUACUCAGAGUGGAUUACGCAGCCGAACGUCUCCAGAACGAUAGCACGUGAGUUGAAGUCUUUUUUGUUGGAGUACACUGAUGAAACUGGGAGGUCUGUGUACGGUGCCCGGAUUAGGACGCUCGGUGAAAUGAACUCCGAAGCGCUCGAGGUAAAUUAUAGACACCUUGCUGAAUCGAAGGCCAUUCUGGCACUAUUCUUGGCAAAGUGCCCUGAGGAGAUGCUCAAGAUCUUCGACUUGGUCGCCAUGGAGGCGACAGAACUGCACUACCCAGACUACGCUCGGAUCCACUCCGAGAUUCACGUCAGGAUUUCAGAUUUCCCGACAAUCCACAACUUGAGAGAACUCCGUGAAAACAACUUGGGCUCGCUCGUGCGUGUGACAGGUGUCGUUACGAGAAGAACUGGUGUCUUCCCGCAAUUGAAGUACGUGAAGUUUAACUGUCUCAAGUGUGGGGCCAUUUUGGGGCCCUUCUUCCAGGAUUCUAACGAAGAGAUUAGAAUCUCUUUCUGUACCAACUGUAGGUCGAAGGGACCCUUUACCGUGAAUGGAGAAAAGACAGUGUACAGAAAUUACCAGAGGGUAACUCUUCAAGAGGCACCCGGUACCGUCCCAGCGGGGCGUUUGCCAAGACACAGGGAAGUCAUACUUUUGUCUGAGCUAGUCGACGUCGCUAAACCCGGUGAGGAGGUGGAGGUCACGGGUGUGUACAAAAACAACUACGAUGGUGGUUUAAACGCCAAGAACGGGUUCCCAGUGUUUGCCACAAUUAUUGAAGCCAACUCAGUAAAGAGAAGAGAGGGGAACUUGUCCAACCCGGACGAAGAGGGUCUGGACGUGUUCGGAUGGACGGAAGAGGAGGAACGUGAAUUCAGGAAGCUUUCGAGGGAUCGCGGUGUCAUUGACAAGAUCAUCUCAUCCAUCGCUCCUUCGAUCUACGGUCACAGAGACAUCAAAGUGGCCAUCGCGUGUUCGUUAUUUGGCGGGGUCCCCAAAAAUAUCAACGGUAAACACUCCAUUCGUGGUGACAUCAACGUUUUGCUGCUCGGUGAUCCAGGUACAGCCAAAUCCCAGAUCUUGAAGUACGUGGAGAAAACUGCGCACAGAGCUGUGUUUGCUACGGGUCAAGGUGCAUCCGCAGUCGGGUUGACCGCUUCGGUACGAAAGGACCCGAUUACUAGAGAGUGGACUCUAGAAGGUGGUGCAUUGGUUUUAGCAGAUAAAGGUGUCUGUUUGAUAGAUGAAUUUGAUAAAAUGAACGAUCAGGAUAGAACCUCCAUCCAUGAAGCGAUGGAACAGCAGAGUAUAUCCAUUUCCAAGGCAGGUAUUGUAACCACUUUACAGGCUCGUUGCUCUAUCAUUGCCGCGGCCAAUCCAAACGGUGGUCGUUACAAUUCCACUUUACCGCUGGCUCAAAACGUUGGCUUGACGGAACCGAUCCUAUCCAGAUUCGACAUUUUGUGUGUUGUUAGAGAUUUGGUCGAUGAAGAAGCAGAUGAAAGACUGGCUACUUUUGUGGUAGAUUCGCAUUUCAGAUCCCAUCCAGAAAACGACGUUGAUUAUAUAAACGGGGAAGCCGAGAAUACCGCGGAGAACGUGACUGGUGAGGACGGACAAGCUUCUGCUGUAUCUGCGAGACAGAGGAAACAGCAAAGACAAAGGAAAAAGGAGGAAGAAAUCUCACCUAUCCCACAGGAGUUACUGAUGAAAUAUAUUCAUUACGCAAGAACGAAAGUCCAUCCCAAACUGCAUCAAAUGGACAUGGAUAAAGUCAGUAAAGUGUACGCAGACUUAAGAAGAGAAAGUAUUUCUACCGGUUCCUUCCCUAUCACAGUCCGUCAUUUGGAAUCUAUUUUAAGAAUCGCAGAGGCCUUUGCGAAGAUGAGACUCUCCGAGUUUGUUUCGUCGUGGGACUUGGAUAGAGCAAUCAAGGUCGUCGUCGACUCCUUUGUCGAUGCGCAAAAGAUAAGUGUACGUCGCCAACUGCACAGGUCGUUCGCCAUUUACACUAUGGGUCAGAACUCGCGUUAUUGA